Heterocephalus glaber (naked mole-rat) is the source of this 1873-nucleotide messenger RNA. It is a transcript of the gene Pacsin3, whose product is annotated as protein kinase C and casein kinase substrate in neurons 3. Gene Ontology annotation, cellular component: plasma membrane; cytoplasm; endosome. Gene Ontology annotation, molecular function: protein binding; phospholipid binding. Lineage: Eukaryota; Metazoa; Chordata; Mammalia; Rodentia; Bathyergidae. The record is from RefSeq and is a predicted model, not a curated record. Gene Ontology annotation, biological process: cytoskeleton organization; regulation of endocytosis; plasma membrane tubulation.
CCGGGGGAGGGACGGGCGCUCCGGGAGGCGGCGGCCGGGCGGGAGCCGAGAACUCGGGCCGAGCGUGGCCGGAUCCCCAGCCGCUGCGGGGCCUAGCGUGGACGCGGCAGAAUCGUGGCUGCUUGGAGAGCCGGACACUUGGGUCCCUGAAGUGAUCCCUAGACCCCAGGGACGGGGACAGGGACAGGCACACCAGGCCCCCCAUCCGCCACCAUUCCGUGCUGCGGGGACUCGAUGGCUCCAGAAGAAGAUGCUGGAGGGGAGGCCCUGGGGGGCAGUUUCUGGGAGGCUGGCAACUACAGGCAGACGGUGCAGCGGGUGGAGGAUGGGCACCGGCUCUGCGGGGACCUGGUCAGCUGCUUCCAGGAGCGUGCCCGCAUCGAGAAGGCCUAUGCCCAGCAGCUGGCUGAAUGGGCCCGCAAGUGGAGGGGCGCGGUGGAGAAGGGCCCCCAGUAUGGCACACUGGAGAAGGCCUGGCACGCCUUCUUCACGGCGGCCGAGCGGCUAAGCGAGCUGCACCUGGAGGUGCGCGAGAAGCUCCAUGGGCCUGACAGCGAGCAGGUGCGCUCCUGGCAGCGGGGCGCCUUCCACCGGCCAGUGCUGGGCGGCUUCCGGGAGAGUCGGGCAGCUGAGGACAGCUUCCGAAAGGCCCAGAAGCCCUGGCUCAAGAGGCUGAAGGAGGUUGAGGCAUCCAAGAAGAGCUACCAUGCAGCCCGGAAGGAUGAGAAGACAGCACAGACCCGGGAGAGCCACGCCAAGGCAGACAGCGCCGUGUCGCAGGAACAGCUGCGCAAACUGCAAGAGCGCGUGGGGCGCUGCACCAAGGAGGCGGAGAAGACGAAAAGCCAGUACGAGCAGACGCUAGCGGAGCUGCACCGCUACACCCCGCGCUACAUGGAGGACAUGGAGCAGGCCUUUGAGAGCUGCCAGGCUGCCGAGCGCCAGCGGCUUCUCUUCUUCAAGGACAUGCUGCUCACCUUGCACCAGCACCUUGACCUCUCCAGCAACGACAAGUUCCACGAACUCCACCGAGACCUGCACCAGGGCAUUGAGGCAGCCAGUGACGAGGAGGACCUGCGCUGGUGGCGCAGCACCCAUGGGCCAGGCAUGGCCAUGAACUGGCCACAGUUUGAGGAAUGGUCCUUGGACACGCAGAGGACAAUCAGCCGGAAGGAGAGGGGUGGCCGGAGCCCCGAUGAGGUUACUCUGACCAGCAUUGUGCCCACAAGAGAUGGCACCGCGCCCCCACCCCAGUCCCCGGGGUCCCCAGGUGGGCAGGAGGAAGAGUGGUCCGAUGAGGAGACCCCCCGGAAGGCUGCCACCGGGGUGCGGGUGCGGGCGCUCUAUGACUAUGCUGGCCAGGAAGCAGAUGAGCUGAGCUUCCGAGCAGGGGAGGAGCUACUGAAGAUGAGCGAGGAGGAUGAGCAGGGCUGGUGCCAGGGGCAGUUACAGAGUGGCCGCAUUGGCCUGUACCCUGCCAAUUACGUGGAGUGUGUGGGUGCCUGAGUGCCCGGCAGCCCUUCUGCAGUCUCUUCACCUAGGUCGCCGCCUAGCUGCUCCUGGACAGCCUGGCCAGAGGGCCCUGAACCAUCGCGAUGCUGCUGCCUCUCCAUCCCCUGAGGAGGGAGGAAGUCCUGCGACCCAGGGAGGGGAGGGGUCUGUGCCAACUGAGUCUAGGUCAAGGGCAGGAGGUCGGACGUGACAGAAGGGCUCAGGGCUCCCUAGGAGCCAAGGACUGUUCCCUGGCCUCUGUUUUGGGGCUCCUGGGGUGGACUUUGGGAAGAGUAUUUCUGGACUAGCAGCAUCCUGUUUUGUGACUUGUCCUAGUGUGUAUUAAACUUGAAAAAAAAAUUAAAAAAAGAAAGUACCAUCA